Molecule: messenger RNA, 1546 nt
Organism: Glossina fuscipes
Lineage: Eukaryota; Metazoa; Arthropoda; Insecta; Diptera; Glossinidae
Gene: Nup75
Product: nuclear pore complex protein Nup75
Exons: 5
Coding region: 164-1531 (455 amino acids)
Biological process (GO): positive regulation of DNA-templated transcription; mRNA export from nucleus; protein import into nucleus
Cellular component (GO): nuclear pore outer ring
Molecular function (GO): structural constituent of nuclear pore
Source: RefSeq, a predicted model, not a curated record
AGCUGUGUUUCACAAAAACCAAGUAUUUUGCGCUCUUGUAAAAAAGCUGCACAUUUAUGUUUGGUACUAAACAUUUCGUUUUUUACUAGUAGAGUCUACGUAACAAUAAUUAUCAGUGAAACACUGCCUCUACACGUAUUUAUUUUGUGAAUUUUUACUAAACAUGCAAGAACAACAAUCACCGGCUUUUAGUAUCGUGGAUCCUCUCAGUACAAGCUUUGGCAACACAUUAGCGGGAAAAUUCGUAUGGGGCAAUAAAUUAGCUGUUUAUGCCUUCCGUCCGAUAACAGCAACUACAAGAGAUGAGCCCACGGAAGAUGCCGGCAAAAAACCGGUUAACAUUCAUUUCUUGCAACCCGAAUUUAUAUUCGAUGAUCCUAUACUAAGAAGCCUAAUAGCUGAGGCUAGUUCGACCUUUGUAGCUUUACAGAAACUCAACUGCAAAGGAUACAAAGCGGACUAUAUAAAAAUUUCCCGAACGUAUCGCAGUAUCAUAAGAGCUUGCCUUGAAAAGCUGCAGGAAGCUGCCAGUUCAACAGAACCAGAGGCCAUGGAAAAAUGCGAAUUAUAUCAACAAUUUAUAGCAAUAUUUUACUCCAUAGAAUGUGUUUGGCAUUUAAGCGAGAUUUUAUUUCUGCAUCCCAGUAAUUCACAUGUGGUAGUGCCGCAACUUUUAGAAUGGGUGCGCUUUCAUUUUCCAUCGUACGAACGUAUGGCCACUGAUUUAUUGCUAUUGGGGCCAGAUGGCAGCAAAAGCGAUGAAUAUUGGCCAUGUUUGAAGGGCUUAAUCAUGCAGGGCCAAGUGGAUGUAGCUAGAGCAUUAUUGCAAUUGCAUCCCCAGGCAGGGAGUGCAGCAUACGAAAUAGCAGAACAGAUUUUGAAAACUAUGCCUACCUAUAACAUUCUAGGCGGUUUUUCAGUACAAAAAUUUCGCUCUCAAUGGCAGUAUUGGUUAACAGACACAGAACGUAAGCUAGCUGCUAACACUUUAUCUGUAGAGCCUUAUUUGGAGGAACUAAUUCAGCUGGUGACAGGAGACACUGAAAUUUGGAACACUCAAAUUCAUAAUUCGCAGUACUGGUACGAACAUCUGCCUGGUCACUUGUUUUAUACAAAUCCGGCAUGCACACAUUUUGAAUUGGGCGCAAUAGCAAAUGCUUGGUUAGAACGUUGGGCCUCUUUGAAAAGUUAUGAUAACAUAGAGCAUCUCUUAAAGCACUUAGAUAAAGUGAUAUUGAAUUUAAUGGAGAAUAAUAUGCAUCAAGUGAUACAUUCCAUUCAGCUUAUGGCUGAUAACCAAUGGUUCGUGACGCAUCUCACGGACUUGCUGUACAAUUGCGGACAACUACAGUUAAUGGGGCAACAUCAACUAAAUGAUUGCAUCAAGUUAAGGGAUUCUUUGCUCUACGAGUUUGGCAGUAAUCUGAUGACGAGGAAUUCCUUAUGGCAAUUGGGCAUGGAUUACUUGGAGUAUUGUUCAGAACAGGGUAAGAUACCACCUACCGCAAAAAUGACAGCAAUUCUUUACUAAAUUCCUGCAUCAACA